This is a messenger RNA of Yamadazyma tenuis ATCC 10573, 2862 nucleotides long. The record is from RefSeq and is a predicted model, not a curated record. NCBI's taxonomy places the organism in Eukaryota, Fungi, Ascomycota, Pichiomycetes, Serinales, Debaryomycetaceae.
GCCAACCCGAAAGUAUGAGUUCUAAACUCACAUUUAUUAGAUCACUCAUGUCUAACGGAACGUCUAAUAUCGUGGACGAUGUAUUGUUUCACAAUAAGAACCUUGCUCGGGUCAUUAGUUUGAACAGACCUGGAAAAUUGAACUCGCUCAAUACGUCGAUGGUUUCCAAGAUCUACCCCAGACUCGUUGAAUAUGCUAAAUCCGAUAUUAACAACAUGAUCAUCUUGGACUCGACUAGUCCUAAAGGUUUAUGUGCUGGUGGUGAUGUUGCUGAAGCAGCCAAGGAGAUUUUGAACGAUAACUCAGAUUAUGCUGUGAAUUUUUUCAAAGGUGAAUACAAUUUGAACUUUUUAAUUGGGACUUAUCCCAAGCCCUUCAUUGCUUUAAUGGAUGGAAUCACCAUGGGUGGAGGUGUUGGUUUAUCUGUACAUGCACCAUUCAGAAUCAGUACUGACACCACUAAACUUGCAAUGCCAGAAAUGGAUAUUGGAUUUUUCCCCGACGUAGGAACGACGUUUUUCUUACCAAGGGUGGAUGAUAAAGUUGGUUAUUAUGUUGCUUUAACCGGCACUGUUUUAUCGGGUCUUGACGCUUAUAUGUUGGGAUUCGCCACUCAUUAUGUUCCACGCGAUCGGUUGGGAUCGUUGGUGAACAGGUUAUCGAACCUACAACCACCAAACCAGACUAAUUUGUCAGUGAGUAACCAAAAGGAGUACUACCAACAAAUAAAUGACAUUAUCAAUGAGUUCACUGAUACAAAGUUACCAAAGGACUACAACUACCCUUUCAGCACAGAACAACUUAUUGUAAUCAAAGAAGCAUUUAGUCAGCCUACGUUCGAUGACGUUUUGAAAUACUUGGUUGACUCUUCCUCCCAAUUUGCUAAAGAAACCUUAGAGAAAUUGUUAGCCAAAUCUCCAACUUCUUUGAGAGUUGGAUUCGAAUUGAUGAACCAAGGAGCCAAAAAUUCGCUCAGAAAACAACUUGAACUCGAGCUCAUUACGGCCGCUAACAUCAUGACUUUGAAUCCGGAAAUCAAUGACUUUGUGAAAGGAGUUAAACACAAAUUGAUCGACAAAAUCAAGGAGCCAAGUUUACCUGAAUGGAGUCCUGUUACAGAUGCUGUCAAAUUAAUGACCAGCUCAAUAGAAGUUGGUAAAUUAGAAAAACCUUUGAUCCAUAGUGUGUUCAACAUCGACUAUGUUCAUUAUCCAUAUAACUUUGGGGUGCCUAAAAACAAUCAGAUCAAGUCCUUCAUCAAUGGCACAGACACUAAACGUUCAUAUUUACCAACCGUAAAAGAGGUUUACAGCCAUUUUAAGUCCGAUAAAUUAGGAACUGAGCUAAAGUUGCAAAGCACUUUGGAAUUACAUGGAGACUUGCAAAAGUACCAAAGUAAAUAUGUUUCUUGGGUUGAAUAGGCUCAGAAAUCACACAUGCACUUGUCAAUAUGUAUACGUUUGUAUUAUUUUUUUCUGUAGAUAAUUUAUAGCUUCUUUAUUACCAGUUACUGGUUGAGGCUUUUUUAAUUACUUUGAUUUCUUUUUCUACUUUACAUCUGGUUCGUAUAAUACAAUAAAGCUACUCCUCCCACUCACUUCAAUUUCUCCAAGAUAUAGUCCUGGCCGUAUUCCAAAUAAUCUUCUCUGCUAACGAACCAGUCAUUUACAAUCUCACUAUUCAGAUUCAACAUCAAGCUCAAAUUACUGGCACCCAACCAACUGCUGAAUUUCUUGUCCCAAACGCUCACCAAAUCUGAGUUCAAAAAGUGCAACUUAUGGGUGUAUUCCGGGAAAUACUUGUAGAUCAAAUUGUACAUGUCGUUGAUAACUCUUGAAGUUAAACCUUGAAGCAAAGAAGUGUUUCCUGUGAUUAAAAUGUUGGAUUCUAAAGCUUUGAGCACCUCAACCGCUUUGUUGAAAUUGUUUCUAUUGUUGGCAAGCACGUUCAUUUCAAUGUUCUUUAAUACACUCAAAAUGAAAAAUGAUAACCCAUUAGUCGAAGGAUCAUCCAAUUUGGGUUCUACGUUAACCAAACUGCUUAUUUGAGGAGUGAAAAGUGGCUCCAACAAAUCAAUUUGCUCGUUGACAACAGGCACGUAUUGAUGGUUAGGCAAUUGAUAGUUCUUUUUAGCCAAUGAGCUGUAUGCAGCGGGUUGUGCCAUCGGAGGAUUCAAAGAACAUUGUAACAUUGCGAGCUUGAAAGGUUUCAAAAUUUUCUUGGAGAUUUGAUACUUCUUGUAUGAUUCAGAACAGUUUAUUCCCCAGUUGUUCAAUUCCACAUUUUGAGUGCCUAAGUAGUUCAAAAUAUUUGCAUCAAUGAAAUCCCCAGCGUAACUGGAUUUGAAAUUAAACUUGUUCUGAAUGACACCAUCCAAAAUGGUAGUAAUGGUAGUGGAGGCUGAUCCUAAGUUCACCACAAGCCCAGAUGGAGUUCCAUGGUUAUAUAAUUGGCACAAUGGCUUUUUCACAAGCGAGAAAAUUGGUACUUCGAAUUGUUCAAAUACAAUUUCACUGGUUUUGAUUUUAUUCUUAUCUGAAUUGUUAACGGCUUCUGUCAAUGUAAGCGGGAAGUCCUUGGGAUCAACUCGAAGGUUGUUGUCCACAUGAUCAUAAACAUACUCCCAGUUUUUGGCGAUGUUAUCGAAAUCAUAGACGAUACCAUUAUUCAAUAAAGUGUACACUUCGUUCUGUGGGUACUUGUCUAUUUCAUCAUCGCCAAUGAUCACUUCACUAGAGUCCAGCGCCUUGGAAUAGUUACUGUUGAAAACUAGCGAUGGUAAAUCUUCAGAGGCGAAGCCGGCCUUGGUGGUAUCUGUCCCGUUAUCUAUAACUAUUGAAGGGCUGGUAUACAUUUGGAUAG